Chaetomium globosum CBS 148.51 is the source of this 303-nucleotide messenger RNA. RefSeq lists its product as uncharacterized. The coding region runs from base 1 to 303 and encodes 100 amino acids. The record is from RefSeq and is a predicted model, not a curated record. Lineage: Eukaryota; Fungi; Ascomycota; Sordariomycetes; Sordariales; Chaetomiaceae. The transcript has a single exon.
AUGGCGGAGACUUUCGGCCCGAUCCCCAACCGCUCCCUGAAGCGCAUGAUCCUUCGCCGCAGACGCGGCGGUUUACCCCAACUCGGCCUUGUGGCGCGGGCCGAUUGUCACACGGUGUUGUUGGGCGUCAACAACGUUACCGCCAUUGGCAGGCCCGAGGUAGUUUACAUCAAUGAGUCGGCGGGGCCGCCUCGCAAACAAAUCGUUGCCGUUCAGCAUUGCAUGGUAAUUCAGUCGAGACCCAAGCUCGGUCUUGCGAGGAAAGUCAAGGCUGCAGUUGGGGUUCGUGGCAGUGUGGGAUGA